CGCCGGCCCCUCUUUCACUCAUCGUUUCACCGUGAGUCCCUGAUCCAAACCUCAGACUUCCCCACCGUCGGCCGGCGCCGCCACACCCCACGACCAGCCGGCCGCCUCCAUCCCUCGCCUGCGGCGAUGUCUUCCCCGGUACAGAGAAGCUCGCUCGAGCGCCUCCACCACGUAGAGAAGCGGAUAGUGCAGGCGCUGGAGCUGGCGGGAUCGGUCAUGGAGGAGCUGGGAAACUCGCAGGGUCCCCGCGCCGAGGCCGUCGUCGGCUGCUGCCGCGAGUUCAUGCUCUGCAUGAGGGAAAUUCAAACUACAUUGCGCGAGAAACUAAAAAGUGCUUGUGAAUAUCGUCCGUUGAGAAGUGCGACUGCAGUGCAAGGAUCGCUAUCUAGAUUUGUUACAAAAGCUGGAGUGCGUGAUUGAGAAGAUGGAUGCCAUGCAACUGAAAACUGAGCACAGCCCUAGUGAAGUUUAGCUAGUUUUAACAGGCUAUCUGGUGCCUGGUAGUGAAAUGGUUAGUGACAAAGCAUCAUAUGGCUUUCCUGGCUCCAUUUUCUUAUGUUCCAUUCUUGCUAUGAGUGUCGUGUGCGUCCAGUUACUUCAUUUAGUUAGAUGAAUCGUGUAGAGUAUAAGUUGCAAUAUCCCAGAAAGAAGUUAUGUUGCAACUACCAUGGUACUGGCUCUCCUGCUUCGUAUGCUGUUUGUUUCAUACAUAGCAAAGCAUUACAGCCCUUUCAGAUCCUUCAGUUGUGUUUCCACUUGGUUGUGCUUGAAGUUCUUCUGUACUACCGAGAUUGGUUAUAACAUCCAAGAAUUUUUUUUUACUUA
This is a messenger RNA of Hordeum vulgare subsp. vulgare (domesticated barley), 825 nucleotides long. RefSeq names its product mediator of RNA polymerase II transcription subunit 11-like. Gene Ontology annotation, molecular function: transcription coregulator activity. Gene Ontology annotation, cellular component: mediator complex. The transcript has 3 exons. NCBI's taxonomy places the organism in Eukaryota, Viridiplantae, Streptophyta, Magnoliopsida, Poales, Poaceae. The coding region runs from base 127 to 420 and encodes 97 amino acids. The record is from RefSeq and is a predicted model, not a curated record. Gene Ontology annotation, biological process: regulation of transcription by RNA polymerase II.